Messenger RNA from Apis florea (little honeybee), 1661 nucleotides. Its product is annotated as odorant receptor 13a-like. The record is from RefSeq and is a predicted model, not a curated record. NCBI's taxonomy places the organism in Eukaryota, Metazoa, Arthropoda, Insecta, Hymenoptera, Apidae. Gene Ontology annotation, molecular function: olfactory receptor activity; odorant binding. Gene Ontology annotation, biological process: detection of chemical stimulus involved in sensory perception of smell; sensory perception of smell. Gene Ontology annotation, cellular component: plasma membrane.
GCGUCCACGGAACAGAAACGACAACCGUUCCGACAUUUCGUCUUCCUGUAACACCUGAGACGAUGUUCUAACGUCUUACUACGCGUAGUACUCGUAAUAAUCAAAAGAUCUCGACUGCUGUCCAGUCCACGGCACGUUAUAUAAUUCAUCGUGACGCAUCAAUAAUACAACAUAAAGUGUGACAGUCACAUUUCUCCUGACACUCUCCUCGCAAUGAAAGGAACAGCGCGAGAGCGACGGCUAUCAAUUAUCGUAAGACGAAGUUAACGCGUUGUCGAUCAGUCACAAUGGAGGCGGAAACUCAAUUGGACGUGUCGAUGAGCCUAUCGAUAUUUUUUCUGAAGAACGUCGGGGUAUGGAUAUCCAACGACCCGGCGGAGAAACGUCGGAUGAAGAUACUUGUCCUUAUCACCUUAUGGAACACAAUGCUUGGUGCGGUCGUCAUUUUCAGAGAUAUAUACUUCACUUUUAUGUACAACGGCGAUAUUCUUUAUGUCAUCACCAAUUUUUUAACCGUAAUGAUAAGUUUCGUCAAGAUAAUUAUCAUAAUGAUAUAUAAGAAGGAGUUUAUAGACAUGAUUCUGUACAUGGAAAAAAAUUUCUGGAACGUCAAGUACGAUUUUCAAGAGGAAGAAAUUUUGAAUAAUUGUAGGAAAACUUGCAUUUUCUUCGUUACAAGCGUCAGCACUAUUGGCAUAUGCGCUAUGAUAUCCUACGCAAUAACACCGAUCAUUGAAUAUUAUACGGAAAACCUGUCCGAAAGAAUACUGCCGUUUCACGUAUGGCUAAAUUUGCCGAUUAUAUCAGUGACACCCUAUUACGAAAUACUUUUUGCUGCAGAGGUGCUAUCUAUAUACUGCGUCGCCCUCUGCUACUUUUGUUUCGAUAACGUUUUCUGCAUCCUGGCCGUUCAUUUGGCCGGCCAGUUUAAUAUACUGAAGCAUAAAUUCGCGAAACUGUGCGACACCGAUUCCAAAAUUUCCAAGAAAGAUGAGGAGUCGAGAUUGGCGAUAGAACACGUGCAGGUGUUGUACGAGAGAUUCAAGGAAUACGUACGCCGCCAUCAAUCGUUGAUCAAUUAUUGCGAGAGGCUUGAAAACGUGUACACGGUCAUUAUCCUUGGACAAGUGGUGAUAUCGAGCGUGUUGAUUUGCCUGUUCGGCUAUCAGAUAUUGGUGAACGACGUCUCCAUCGGAAGACGAUCCAUUUUCGUCUUUCUUUUGUUAGGCUCGAUGUGUUUGUUGUUCAUGUUCACGUACAGCUGCAACAGCGUGAUAGUGCACAGCGAAAACAUCGCUACGGGCGCGUACUCGGCGUUGUGGACCACGAUGCCGAUGAACAAAUUUGGGAGAAUGCUUCGAAACGAUCUGAUAUUGGUGAUCGAGCGUUCGAGACGCGUUUGUUGUCUCACGGCGAACGGAUUUUUCCCCGUCUCUUUGGAAACCUAUACCACGAUUUUGAGUACCGCGGUAUCUUAUUUCACACUGUUAAGAAAUAAUCUGGAAGAGUGAAUUAUAAUAAUUUGCAUACGAUGUUUAAAAUGUGUUUUAAACGUGUCCGAUUAUGAUAACAUUCGAGAGAAUUUUGUAUAUUUAUGUGUAUCGAAAAUAAAAAUAAAAAGAAGUUAACGAUGAUAUGAUAAUAAUAGAGAUAAAUAUUAA